AGAGAGAGAGAGAGAGAGAGAGAGAGAGAGAGAGAGAGAGAGAGAGAGGCUACCGUGACGGCGCUUCUUGAUGCACAAGUGUUGUGACCGGGGUGGACCUUUAUUGUCACAGUGUGCGCAGCCAAAAACCUACAACCGUCAGAGCAUUUUGCGGGGACAAAGGCAAAACACAGAGACAUCCAACCGAAAUGGGGAAGGUGGAAGGAGGAAUGAAAUGUGUGAAAUACCUUUUGUUCGUGUUCAACUUUACAUUCUGGUUGAUGGGAUCCUUUGUUCUGGCAGUGGGACUGUGGCUUCGUUUUGACCCAGAAACUGUGUCUCUGCUCAAUGGUGAUAAGGCUCCAGACACUUUCUUCAUUGGCGUGUAUAUCCUGAUAGGUGCUGGCAGUCUGGUGAUGUUGGUUGGUUUCUUUGGCUGCUGUGGAGCUGUUCGGGAAUCUCAAUGCCUGCUGGGUUCAUUCUUUGCCUGUCUGUUGAUCAUCUUUGGAGCUGAGGUGGCAGCAGGGGUCUUUGGAUUCUUAAACAAAGACAAGAUUAUCGAAGAUGUUCAGAACUUCUAUGCAACAACCUACAAUGAAAACGAUAAUGGCACAUUGAUCAUCUCGUACCAGAAAGUAUUGAACUGUUGUGGAACCAAAGUAAGCCCCUGCCCUGAGCCCAAACCAGAUACUAAGGACUGUGAGACAGGCAUCAAGGACUUCUUCAACAGUAAACUCUACAUCAUUGGGUACGUGGGCAUCGGCAUCGCUGGAGUCAUGAUCAUUGGGAUGAUCUUCAGUAUGGUGCUCUGUUGUGCCAUUCGCAACAGCAGGGAGGUCAUUUAAACUGGAUCCUUGACCCCUCCUGUACCCAGCCCCGAAAGACUGUACAGCCUUCAGAUCAAAUGUCAACCUCUGUCUAGUAUCCAUCCAGGGACCCGGGAAAUAGGCCAUGUUCAAAAAAUUCCUUCCCACUAUGGUGCUCAACCCAGCUCUCCUGGCCUGAUCUUCCUCUAUUUUCUCUGAAUUGUUCUUUAUUUAUUUGCAAAGUAGCAUGCCCUAUGUUUCAUAACACUCUGAUAAGACUUACACCAUUCACAUAUCCAGUGAGAACAGUAUAAUUUCUGAUGUUGACCCGACAAUCUGUCAAAUAGUUAUUUUCCUCAUGGCCAUUUGGCUACCACUACAAAUUUUAACCCACAUACUGUCGCAGUAGUGUCAAUGCUUUUUCACACAGCCUUGACACUGACCCCUUGGCUGUGGGAAACUUUAGCUCAAGAGAGCAAUUUGAGGUGAAAGUAACUGAGUUUGCUUAUCUCUGCACACAAAUUAACACACGUGAGACCAAGAGAGGGAAUGACCAGUGAAUGCUUCGAGAAUGCAUCCAUUGUGCAGCCCCAGCACUCAUACAGAAUGCACAUGCUGUGAACUGUACAAUUAACAUAGAUUGUUCUGUACCAGAAAAAUCUGCAAUUAUCUUAAAGGAAUAGGUCAACAUUUCAGGCAAUACGCUUAUUCACUUUCUUGCCAAGAGUUAGAUUAGAAGAUUGAUAGCACUCUCGUUUUUUACUCUCGUAAACACACCAGCUGAACCACAAACCAAAUUCCCUCUUUGUCAGAAAGGAAAAGCUCCUCGUCUGUUUGGCAGAGUGAUCAGGGAACAUAAAAACCACUUUCUACCUUUUCUGUGUUAAUAGAUAUGCUCUCUUAAAUAAGAGAGUACCCUUGAGUCUCUGUUGACUGUAUGUCAAGAAGAUCAUGUAGACAUGUUUACAGGCUAAACAUAUACUAGCCGGUCAACCGAGAAUAGGCACUGGGGAUGUGAAAUUCAGUUAUCCAAGCUAGGCCUUUGAUCUCUUCCCACUUCCAUCUUUUUUCCCCUGUGUGUCUUAAAAGUACAUCGCCCCACAACAAAACAAAAACUGAGAAACGACCCCAGUAUUUCUCUCAACCCUAGCAGAUAAGAAGGUUGAAUAAAUGGAAGUGGAUUUAACCACAUCCAGGUUAAAUCAGGCCCCUGUUAAUUGUGUAGUUCUUGUUUAUUCUAAUUGUCAGGACUCGUAAAUAUGUAAAUAUGUGUUUUCCUGUAGUUGUACAUGAUUUGUAGCUGAUGUGAUACUAUUUAACAUACUGUGUGUAGACAGAGGCUUGCAGUAGUUGUACAGCGUUGUAGUCAUGACAGUGUUUGCAAUAGUCAAAGCAAAUCCACACAACUAAAACAGCUUCUUAACGUGCCUUUCUUUGAUAACGAGCUGUUUUUGAACAACAGGCUGUCUGAAAGUAGCAAAAGUGUACAUAUGUUUGUAGAGUUGGAGUGCAAUUAAUUGUCACACACAUUCGACGAGUAGCACAUAUGGCUCAACUUUCUAUUAUUGUUUUGGUUGUUUUUUUAAAAUGUCGCACUCAACUGUGUCAUCUCUGCCAAGAGAGCUGAAUGGCUGAAAACAACUAUUUCUCUGCCAACUACUUCAAAAGCCUCUUGGUACUAAAAAAAAACUCUUAAAAACUCACUUAAAACAAUGAUCUUAAUGUUGAUUAUGUCCAAAUGAUCAAGCUAUUUGGAACACAAACCCUGAUCAAUGUUGCUUUCAUUUUUUUAGUUUUACAUUUCAGUGUAAUGAGACACAAGUGAGGAGACAACAAAGGCUUACUUACCACUUAAGGCUGUUGGGAUGCCAAUAGGAAGUGUUUACUCUGAGGAGUGAGGCGACACAACAGAGUCACUAGGCUGUCACUUCAGAGGCUCUGUGGAGUUAAAAUAGAAUGAACUGGGAACAGUUUAGCGCAACUCAAUCCACAAAGCUGUUGUUGUGUUAUAUUUGUUUGAGCAAAUCUGGAGAUGUAAUGACACUGUGUACACAGUCGAGCCUUUCGUAGUUGGUUGUGUGUUAAUUUAUUUUAAUACCAUUCCAGGCUUCUCAGGAAGAUAGGUGUUUGAAGUUUAAUAAAUCUUUUAAAGUUU
This is a messenger RNA of Siniperca chuatsi (mandarin fish), 2940 nucleotides long. RefSeq names its product tetraspanin-2-like. The transcript has 8 exons. Bases 189 to 824 code for a protein of 211 amino acids. Lineage: Eukaryota; Metazoa; Chordata; Actinopteri; Centrarchiformes; Sinipercidae. The record is from RefSeq and is a predicted model, not a curated record. Gene Ontology annotation, cellular component: membrane.